Messenger RNA from Pan troglodytes (chimpanzee), 750 nucleotides. Its product is annotated as putative SLC9B1-like protein SLC9B1P1. Lineage: Eukaryota; Metazoa; Chordata; Mammalia; Primates; Hominidae. The record is from RefSeq and is a predicted model, not a curated record. Gene Ontology annotation, biological process: proton transmembrane transport. The coding region runs from base 1 to 750 and encodes 249 amino acids. Gene Ontology annotation, cellular component: membrane. The transcript has 6 exons. Gene Ontology annotation, molecular function: antiporter activity.
AUGCAUCCAAAGUAUGCCCGUUGGGCGUCAAGUGGUAUGAUUAAUAACGCCAUAGCCUCUGUAAGAAACGUAUAUAUUAGUCUGCUGGCAGGAAUUGUUUUGGGAUUUUUUGUUCGAUAUUUUCCAAGUGAAGACCAGAAAAAACUUACAUUGAAGAGAGGCUUCCUUGUUUUGAUUACGUGUGUUUCUGCUGUCUUAGGCAACCAACCUAUUGGUUUACAUGGAUCUGGAGGAUUAUGCACACUAGUGUUGCGUUUCAUUGCAGGGACAAAAUGGUCCCAAGAAAAGAUGAAAGUCCAAAAGAUUAUUACAAAUGUAUGGGAUAUUUUUCAACCACUUCUUUUUGGUUUAGUUGGAGCAAAAGUAUCUGUUUCAUCGCUUGAAUCAAAUAUUGUUGGCAUAUCUGUUGCCACUCUGAGUUUGGCAUUAUGUGUUCGAAUUUUAAAUAUAUAUAUAUUGAUGUGCUUUGCUGGUUUUAGUUUUAAGGAGAAAAUAUUUAUUGCUUUAGCAUGGAUGCCCAAAGCUACAGUACAAGCUGUGUUAGGUCCUCUGGCUCUAGAAACAGCAAGAGUCUCCACACCCCACUUGGAACCAUAUGUGAAGGAUGUGAUGACAGUAGCAUUUUUAGCCAUCUUGAUCACAGCUCCAAAUGGAGCUCUACUUAUGGGCAUUCUGGGGCCUAAAAUGCUUACACGCCAUUAUGAUCCAAGCAAAAUAAAACUGCAAUUGUCAACAUUAGAACAUCAUUAA